Anopheles maculipalpis is the source of this 1178-nucleotide messenger RNA. RefSeq names its product mRNA cap guanine-N7 methyltransferase (gene Rnmt). Gene Ontology annotation, cellular component: nucleus. Gene Ontology annotation, biological process: 7-methylguanosine mRNA capping. The transcript has 2 exons. The record is from RefSeq and is a predicted model, not a curated record. Gene Ontology annotation, molecular function: mRNA 5'-cap (guanine-N7-)-methyltransferase activity. The coding region runs from base 1 to 1164 and encodes 387 amino acids. Lineage: Eukaryota; Metazoa; Arthropoda; Insecta; Diptera; Culicidae.
AUGUCUGAGUCGGAAGAAAAUAGUAGUUCCGUGCCAGAGAGCAGAGAAUCGGAAGGUGAACCAAUGCAAACGCCCGAAUGCCAGGAGGGUGAAAAUAGAGAAAAGCAUAGUGCGAUCGUUGCUUCGCAUUACAACAGCAUCGAGGAACGUGGGCUAGUGGCACGGAAAAAGUCAAACAUUUACUUUAUGCGAAACUUCAACAACUGGAUCAAGAGCUGCGUCAUAGAAAAGUACACCGCGCUAGUAAAAGGGAAGACACCGCUGGGUUCUCCGUUCCGGGUGCUGGAUAUGUGCUGUGGGAAGGGUGGCGAUCUGAACAAAUGGUCUAACGCGCGUGUGACGCAUCUAAUCUGCACAGACAUUGCGCAAGUAAGCCUGGAGCAGUGUGAGAAUCGUUUCAACACUAUGAACCAAAAGGACCGAGACUUUCAGCGGAAACCGAAGGUGGAAUUUUUCGCUGCCGAUGCAACACUGCAGCAGCUCCGGUCCAAGUAUCAAGACCCGUCGAUCAAGCUGCACAUGGUUAGCUGCCAGUUUGCGUUUCAUUAUUCAUUCGAAUCUUUCAAGCAAGCGGACUGUAUGAUGAAAAAUGCGGCCGAAUGUUUGGAUGAAGGGUUUUACUUCAUUGGCACAAUGCCGGACGCGAACGAGCUCAUGAAACGGCAGCGCAGGGCAAUGUCGGACACGUUCGGGAACGACAUUUAUCGCAUCCAGUUCCAGUGCGAUACGGACAAUCCGCCACUGUUCGGAGCCAAGUACAACUUCCAGCUGGAUGAGGUGGUGGAUUGUCCAGAGUUUUUGGUACAUUUUCCAACGUUCGAAAAGUUGGCCCUAAAGCACGGUUUGCGGCUGGUGGAGAAAAAGCGUUUCGACGAGCUGUUUGAUGAACAUUGCAGCCGUAAGCUGGGGUUGCUGGAGAGGAUGCAAGCAUUGGAAACGUAUCCACCGCAUCCAAACGCUCGGUUUAGCGCCGGCGAGCAAACGAAGGAUGCGGAGCAAUACAAACAUGCAGAAGUGUUUGGCCGGCAGAUGCCCAGUCAACAUCAGUUCCGUGUGGGGACGCUUUCACAGCAAGAGUGGGAAGCGGCAACGCUUUAUCUAUUUUUCGCAUUUCAAAAGAUGAAAACAAGCUACGACGCGAAAGGUAGACCAGUAUACUCCUGAGAACCGCGGCAUCG